Molecule: messenger RNA, 1405 nt
Organism: Scatophagus argus
Lineage: Eukaryota; Metazoa; Chordata; Actinopteri; Scatophagidae
Gene: dmac2
Product: distal membrane arm assembly component 2
Exons: 6
Coding region: 95-862 (255 amino acids)
Source: RefSeq, a predicted model, not a curated record
UGGAGCGACACUCAGCGGUUGACAAGAUGAACAACAGCAGAAAUGCGGAGGUGAAACUUUUGUCUCUCGCGACUUUCCGUUGAGCAACGCUAUCAUGUCUGCCCCCAUUAUGUCUCUGCUGAGAUGUUGCCAGCGGUCGGCUCUCCUCAUCACGGCAAGGCGACCUCGGAGCUCCAGCACGAUGUCUCCGCCUCCUCUGCACAAGAGGAUUCUCCUCUUCCUCACCCAGCGUUUCUAUGAUGUGGAGAUGUUCCUGAACUGGAGCUCACGGCUGAGGAGGAGGAGGAUUCUGAAGAAGAAUGCUUACUAUGGUUACACCGAGAGGUUUUAUGGGCCACACAUAGCAGCAGCGUAUUAUAUCUUGCGUAUGCAGGGAGGAUUUCGGUUUGUUGGCCAGACAGAAUGGUUCCGUGCAGACCAGAGGGGCAAGUUUAAUUGGGACUUCCUUAAUCACAAAGACACACACCUUGAGGAAGUAGACAUGAGCUACACACUCAUCAAUUACAUGGGACUGGGGAACCUAGAGGGGCAGCGAUCUUUGCGGACCCUGUUGUUACGAGGAUGUCCUGAGGUGGAUGACUGGUUCCUGGCCAGGCUCCAUGUGUUGCAGGAUUCUCUCGAGGAGUUGGACAUCUCUCACUGUCCACGCAUCACUGCAGGCGGUCUGGCUGCACUCAGGAAUCUCAGAGGACUGCGCCGUCUGGAUGUGUCGUCCCUGCCGCAGAUUUCAAGUCCUGGGUUGGUUAUUGUCCUGCUGGAGGAGAUGUUACCACAGUGCCAUAUCACUGCUACUGGGUACGACCUCAGUCUGAGGCAGGAGAGAGGAGAGGGGACUGAGGAGAAACUGCAAGGACACAGGUAGACAGGGAUGGGAAUCACAGUAAUCAAGAGACUUGGUUCAGAAAGUGUGUCUGCAGAGAGAGCUCUGCUGUCAUCAGUUCACUGACAGAAAAGACGCUGACAGGUUAAAGAGACAUGCUGAGGGAACACCUGACAUAAGAUAGGAGAGGCAAUCUGAUUUUAGCAGCAAUACAGCCAUCACAGUUUACUUUCACUAUUGGACCACACAGGUUUGGUUAACACAGAGAAAGCCCAGCAUAGGAAAACCUGAAUUAUCCAAUUAUCCUGAAUUAAUAAGUGUGGAGCAAAAAUGUACUGCCUCAGGUUGAUUUGAUUAUUUGACAUUAACAUCUAAGGUAUAUUUAUCAUAGUCUGCUUGUGUUUUUUUUCCUCCUCUUGCUGUCAGGAGUGCACUUUCAUGAUUUUAAAAAUAAAUAUCAAGAAUUGUGAGAACCAUGCCUGUCUCCAGCAAAUUACACUUAUGUAUAUGUGGUAGUGAUUUUCUUUGCUGAAAUGUAAAUAUGAUUGUAAAUGUACUCAAUAAAGAUUGUAUUGUUCAGUGCCA